UAGUUAGUUUGGCUUUAAUGUUAUUAGAUAUAAGUUAUAUUUAGCAAAACUGGACCUAGGCGCUGCAAAAUCCUUUACAGGAGAAGACAAAACCACUGACAAUGGCCAAAAGACAGCCACCGCCACUGCCAAAAACUCAUGAAAGAGCUGUAGGGCCCCGUGGAGUGGAUACCAAGGCCAAUAAUGAGCUCUUCCUGACUGAGGUCGUCAAUACCACCAAUAAAUACCGGGCAAUGCAUGGCUGCCCGGCCUUAACUGUGAAUGCGGAACUAAAUAAAGUGGCACAGGAAUGGGCUAAUCAUCUUCGUGACAAGAACAUGAUGCAACAUCGACCCAAUCCCAAAUACGGUGAGAAUAUAUUCCUGUCUGGAGGAAUGGAUGUCGCUGGGGAUUUACCAGUGGAAAUGUGGUAUCGGGAAAUCAAUAGUUACGACUUCCAGAAAGCUCAAUUCGCGCCAACUGCAGGACAUUUCACUCAGCUAAUUUGGAAGGCUUCCAAGGAAAUUGGUGCGGGUGUGGCUAGAAAAGCGGACAGAACCUGGGUGGUUUGCAAUUACAAUCCAGCCGGCAAUGUUGUGGGUCAGUUCAAGGAUAAUGUUCCUCCCAAAACUUCGUAAAUAAAAACAUCAGCAGAGGUCCAGUA
Messenger RNA from Drosophila serrata, 643 nucleotides. RefSeq names its product Golgi-associated plant pathogenesis-related protein 1. NCBI's taxonomy places the organism in Eukaryota, Metazoa, Arthropoda, Insecta, Diptera, Drosophilidae. Gene Ontology annotation, cellular component: extracellular region. The record is from RefSeq and is a predicted model, not a curated record.